Messenger RNA from Magallana angulata, 4017 nucleotides. Its product is annotated as SH2 domain-containing protein 4B-like. The record is from RefSeq and is a predicted model, not a curated record. The transcript is spliced from 13 exons. Gene Ontology annotation, cellular component: cytoplasm. NCBI's taxonomy places the organism in Eukaryota, Metazoa, Mollusca, Bivalvia, Ostreida, Ostreidae. Bases 203 to 1606 code for a protein of 467 amino acids.
GGGUUAGCAGCGCCACCAACAGGAAGUUUUGGUAAAGUGGAAGUAGAAAGCGAAGGUGCUGUACUUCACAAAACAGCAUGAUGCUAUGGACUUAUAUUUAGUGUAGAAGAUAUUAACUAUGGAAGAAUGAUGCAUUAGUUUCCGCCAUAUCAUUUCAGCACGGCAUUGAUUGCGUUGGUCGAAUCGUCAGUACGAGUCCACCAUGUUACAGCAGAUUCUCCAGACGAUGACCGUCGACCCUGACCUCCUGUCAGAGCUGUCGGACGAACAGAAGGCCAUACUGUUUGUCAAAAUACGAGAGGAACAAGUCCGGAGGUACAACGAGUUUGAGAAGAAGAAUCAAGAUGACCGGAUCCCAAGGAAACCCAAGAAAGGGAGAAAGAACGUGGACUUCCUGUUGGGCAAGAACGGCAGGGAGUGGGUCUGGGUGAUGGGAGAACACAAACAGGACAGGUCUAUAGAGGAGAUGAUCGAGUUAGAGAUUCAGGAGAGGGCACUCAAGGAGGCCGAGCGCGAGAUCGAGGAGAUCAGGAGGCAAGAAGAAGCAGAGCUGGCCAGGAAGUUAGAGGAGGAGAAAGAACGCAUGGAGGGGGAGCAGCAUCAGAAAGAGGAGGAGCUCAGGAAACAAAGGGAGGAGGCUGAACUGUACGCAUCGCUAAAGCAAGCCAGGGAGAUGGCGCGGAAGCUUGAGGAAGAAAAACAGAAGGCUGAGGAAGAGGAGAAAAUCCGUGUGGAGCAGCUAAGGCAGAAAGCGUGCCGGAGUUGUCAAGAUUUAGAUGCUGUGGAGCACAGGUUUGCUGAGGAUCAGAGACGGUCUUUAGAAAGACUCGUAAAGGACAAAAAUCGUCGCAGUUCGGAAAUCUUCACCGAGUAUAUGUGUAAAAGAGAGGAGAUGGAGAAGAUAGCAGAGCAGAACCUACAGGAAGUGGAAUUAAGCUGGCAGGAGCAAGAGAAGAAAGCGAAGAAGGCAGAGGAGGAGGUGAAGGAGUUGGCGAGGAGGGCCAGGAUAGAGUACAAGAACUCGCUGCGACAAGGCAUGAACGUCCUGAACGCUGUGUCAGCUUUCUCAGGGAACGGGACCAAUCAGAAGCCACCGGUACCCCCAAAAAGUGACGAGUUAAGAAAGAGUGCAGCCAAAGUGAUCAAGAAGAGGCCACCCCGACCCCCCAACAAACAGGCAGUGGUCGAUUGGUUCCUGGAGGAAGAGAGACCCAAGGGGGUGGGGACUGACCCCUGCACUGGUAAAGUGGCCCAGUGGUUCCACGGUGUUAUCUCUCGGCUAGAGGCGGAGAAUUAUUUACUCAACAUGACAUUAGGCAGUUACCUGGUGCGGGUGAGUGAGCGAGUGUGGGGCUACACGAUUUCCUAUCGCGCUGAGGACCGCUGCAAACACUUCCUGGUCGAUACCUCGGAACAAGGCUACCAGUUUUUUGGAGCUAAUCAGCUUGUACAUAGAAGUCUAGCCGACCUUAUCAAUUUUCAUAAGAGUAAUCCAAUCACAGUGACAGGGGGUGAGUUACUGCGUUCUGCGGUCGGCCAACUGAAGGACCCCCCGGACUACCAAGAACUGAUGAGGCCCCGCAUAACGGAGAGCACAGCUUUAUAAAAAAAAAAUCUACAGAAACUAGGCCACCGAAUCUACUGACCAAUCAGGAACGACCUUACAUCGCAGGCUGAUAGAGAGGGACUAGGAUAGGUUUGACAGUGAUGUGCUGUAAGGAAAAUCAGCAGGACUUGUCACCUUGUCUGAUGCCUUGGUAUCUGCAGUAAAGGAAGGUCACUCAAUCCAUGCAGAGCAGGGCUUUGCUCCAGUUGUAAUCCUGAAAGAUAUUAACUUCUUUUUCAAGUUUCCACCUACAUAUUUAUCCAUUUUUAUUCCCUUGAUUAGAUUUUUUUGCGAUACUUGCUCACAUUUUCAUACUUUUCAAUUUUGAGCCCCCCCCCCCCCAAUUUUUUUUAUUCCAUUUGAUAUUUCCCUUAAUUUUUUUAUUUGUAUGCAUGUGGAGUUCAUGGUUGUAAAUGAACAACAGAGCUGUGUUCAAAUAUAUUUAUUGUUCUUAGAUAACAUAGUAUCAUUUUGAUUACGUGUGACAUAUGUUAAUAGAAAAUGCUUUCUGAUAACUUAAAAGAUGAAUGUUGCUUGUCAAAGCAGGUAAUCAUUGAUUUGAUCAAUUGUUGAGUGAAUAGUAAAGAUCUGUGUCAAAUUCUUGCUCACAAGCCCACACAGUGGUUCCUGUAGCUUGUUCAAUACUAUAAAUUCCUAAUUAAACGUGAGAAAUUUAUAUCAAGAAGCACCCCUCGCAGAUUUUAAAACCUUGCCAUUAUUUUCUGAGGGUUGGGAACUAAAGAAAAUAUGGAUAAAUGCUCUGCGUUCGUGAUUUGAUACAAAACAGCUGGAUCACGGAUUUAAGUACCCGCGUAUAAUAAGGAAUUUAAAGUAUCAAUAGCGGUCUAGGGUAGAUUUUGUGUAAUCCUUCGUUAUUUGUUGAGCAGCGAGACCUACUGUUUUAUAUUAUACAAUCCAGUUAACUGUCGUAUCUUGUGAUAUGAGUUUGUGAUUAAUGUACCAAAAUCACAAACUUCCGUGAUAUUGUACAAACCAGAUUAUUGUUUUGAUAAUCAAAAUUGGAAUGAUCUUCCAUUCUAUGCACAAACCUACCGUUAAUGUUUAACAUGCUUAUACAUACAUUUUCUGUAAUUUGAUCCUAAAUUUCCUCUCUUUUUAAGCCUUCAAUAUAGAGACAUUUUAUAAAUGUAUAUUUAAAUACUAAUUACAAUCCAUUCUAAAAGCAAUCUAAACAAUUAGUAUUUGUCAAAGUGUAGAAAUAAAAUUAGUAUAUGAACUGUUGGACAACUCAUUUGCCACUAGGUGGCACUGAGAGAACUGAUGUCAAACUGACAUCAGCCUAGUGGCCUUAUUUACCAGUAUAUUUCCCAAAAUAUUGCGACUGCUGUCAUUCAGAACAAACCGUGAUCCUGUAUCAGUGGUUGUUAUGGAGAUGUCCACCAUGUUAUUUUUUUCACUUUUGUUAUAAUUUUUUGUAGAGUACAAGUGCUGUUAAGCUGAGGUAAAUGUGCGUCUAUAGAUUUUUACCAGGUUGUACCCAAUCUUAUUAUCUCCAUAUCAUUUUAUAUAGCAUUGUGUCAAUUUUAACAAGCCCAACUGCUUGACCUGAGCGCCCCUUGUAGAGAAUGAUAUACCACAGUAAGGGAGGAGGAAGCUAUGACUCCGUAUAUCACUAAAACUGAUUUACUAAUAGGUGCAGAUUCAGCUUCAUUUGUUUUCUUUUUUAUUGUUUCAAACAAAUGUGAACAAGGGUUGUGAGGUUGCUAGUAUGUGUUCACUGAAACUUGGUUCUUUCUGAUAAGCUGAAGUAAUUUUCUUUCAUCUAACAGUUCAAAGUGUUUCAUUGUUUUUUUUUCAGUCUGAUUAUAAAUACAAAGACUUUUAUUUAAUGCGAGGUCUGUGUGUUCACUGAAGAGUGUUUCUUUCUUUUUUAUUUUUUUAUAAGUAAAAGUAAGUAACUUUUCACUUAUUUAACAGUUCAAAGUGUUUAAUUACCAUGUUUUUUUUUCAGUCUGAUCACAAUACAAGUACUUUUAUUUGAUAAACAGGAAGUAUAGAAACGUUGAAAGGAGUGGUAAUAUCCUUGUUUUAGAUUCAGAUUGUAUUAAUUUUUUUCUAGUCAUUUUUUUCUCAUUUGCAAUUUACUCUCUUCUUUUAUAUCUGUGCUAUCAGAUGAGAGUUGUAACAAUCCAUGCCCUGUAUAUCGGCUGUGUAUCGGCUGUAUAUCGGCUGUAUAUCGGCUUGAUUUCUUGGAGAGUUUUAUCUGUUUAUUUGAGUGGGAAAAAAGAUCUUUUGAGUGUAUGUGAAUUUCUAUUUUUAUUAUGCUAAUGGGCAUAUUUAAUAUGAAUAUUAUAUAUUUUUCACAUUUGGUUCAUAUUUUGCUUAUGUUUUGUAAAGUGAAUCAGUUUUCACAUUUUACAAGCAAUAAAUACAUUAUAUUUAUAACUAAA